This is a messenger RNA of Cladophialophora psammophila CBS 110553, 1713 nucleotides long. RefSeq lists its product as uncharacterized. NCBI's taxonomy places the organism in Eukaryota, Fungi, Ascomycota, Eurotiomycetes, Chaetothyriales, Herpotrichiellaceae. The transcript has a single exon. The record is from RefSeq and is a predicted model, not a curated record. The coding region runs from base 1 to 1713 and encodes 570 amino acids.
AUGGUUUCACGCGCCGAGGUCGCAGAACACCCUCACUCCCGCUCCCUCUCCCAAUCUCGAGGCGCGCCUUCUAUUGCUUCCCGCACCUCACGAUCGAGGCAUCAUCACCACCGAGGUCGCUCACAUUAUGGGGCCUCCUCUCAUGUCCCGCAAAAUGAGUUUCCCUUCUUUUUACAGACCGGGGAUGUCGAGAUAGUCAUUGCAUGCGAUGGUCAAGAGAAGAGAUACCUGCUACACAGUUUUACCUUGGCCCAAUUUUCGGGCUUCUUUCAGGCCAGCACAAGCGAAGAAUGGUCUCGAGGUCAAUGGCAACAAGGUGGGCGCAAUGUGACGUCUGCUUCGCGACCUGGCCGGGCGUUGAGUGAUAUCGGGGAGGAGUCUUCUCAAGUCAGCUCUACUCCUGGACCCUCUAUUUCUGCCCCUCCACCAGCACCGGCACCGGCUCCAAGCCAGCGGCGGAGAUGGAGGUAUGAACUCGACUGGGAGGACCUUGACGAGGACGACGAGCCCAUCCUGGUUCAAAAAACUCCCGAGGGUGGUCUUUUCACCGCAGCAGCAGCACCGCCGCCGCCGCCGCCUUCUCAGCCAGAACGCCCAAGACAUCCACCCAUCCACGCAUCCUUCUUCCGUUCGAUGGCCAACUUGACCCUUUCUCACCACAGCCCGGCUUCUCAAUCCAGCGCUCAACUCGCAGCAGCCCCUCCUGACCCAUGCCUCACGAACCCGCUCCUCAGAGACUAUGACAACCUCUUUCGCAUUUUUUACAAUUACGCUCCGAUUUUAAACUCCUCCAACAUCGCCUCCGCCUAUUCAGAAUGUAGGGCUCUCCUUUCACUUGCAGACAUGUACGACGCUCUUUCCGUGGUUGGACCUCGAAUCGACCACCACCUCUUGCGUUUCUCAUCUCGGCUCUUCAAGCAGAUUGCCAAAUAUCCGCCGUCGUACCUCAAGCUUGGUUACCUCGCAAGAAGUCGAAGCAUCUUCUCUGAAGCACUGACCCACGUAGUAGGCCAAUGGCCAGCCGCCUUGCCGCACAUCAAGCCACCCAAUCACUCUGGCGGAGGAUAUGAAGUGCCUCAAUCAGUGAUUGAUCUGAUCGAAGACAAAGUCGACGAACUUGAGGAGUUGAAGCAGAAGAUCGAAACAAAGUUGUUCAGGUUGACUCUGACCACGACUCGCGGCGAGAGGGUGAACCCGGCAAAUGAUUAUCUUGGCUGGUUGGCCGUUAGUCUCUGGCGCCAAUGGCUGGCAGAGAAUACAACCCCUGAGAUUAGAGGGAUAUUGAAAAACAGUCCAAAUUCGAGACCCGGUAGCGGACAUGCGAAUCCAAACAUACCUCCGAGUCCACAAGGUCGACCACCGCCUCCUCCCUAUCAGCCUCAUGCGCCUGCUCCAUCGGCAAUCAAUACCGGCCGCAUCUUUCGCUUGAUCGGUGCUACCAACCCCGACACAUUUCUCGCGCACGACGAACUAAAACGCUUCCUCAAGCUUCCACCCCCCGGCUCUACUCACUCUCUCUACAGUCGCGAAAAUCUACGACGAUUUGAGCGCAAGAUUGACGAGAUCAAGAACGUCGCUAGAGAUAUUGUGAAGCCAUUGACCAGGAACUGCCUCGAACUGGAUUUGAGGAGUCUGAGUGACGGGGGAGGUGGAGGACUUGGAUACUUGACGUGUAUGAGGUGCGAGGAGGACGAACUGCCCUGGGAGAUUUGA